Macrobrachium nipponense is the source of this 558-nucleotide messenger RNA. RefSeq lists its product as uncharacterized. The transcript has 2 exons. Bases 1 to 558 code for a protein of 185 amino acids. Lineage: Eukaryota; Metazoa; Arthropoda; Malacostraca; Decapoda; Palaemonidae. The record is from RefSeq and is a predicted model, not a curated record.
AUGGCACACACUGACAGCUUUGUCAAACUGCAACAGAGUGCAGUUCCUGGAAUUUCCAAUCCUGUUCCAAGAAAACAGAGUGCCAGGGUACGUUUACCUGAAGUAAAGAUUAACAGCUUUGAUGGAAGGGUAGAAGAAUGGCAAACUUGGUGGGACAGUUUCCGUUCAUUAGUUCAUGAUCGUAAGGAUAUGGACAAGGUAUUGAAAAUGACACACCUUAAGUCCUGUUUGAAAGGUAAAGCAUUGUUAGUUGUCUCAGGAUUUCAGGUCACAGACCAAGACUAUGAUGAUGCUAUUGCAGCUUUGCAAGAUAGAUUUGCUAACCCAGAGAAAGUAAAACAAACAUUAGUGCUUCAGUUGUUCAAUAUGGUUAAGCCUAAGAAUACUGCUAAGGAAUUGGAGCAGUUUAAGCUAGAUUUUGAAAGAAUUAUGAAGACUCUUCAACACUAUGUUACUGAUUUACAGUCUUCCCAUUGGCUUAUUGCUGUUCUGUUACAGAGCAAGUUGCCUACAGAGGCAGAGGCCAGAGAUGUUCAUUUUUCAGAAAUUUCAGACUAA